Molecule: messenger RNA, 876 nt
Organism: Alternaria postmessia
Lineage: Eukaryota; Fungi; Ascomycota; Dothideomycetes; Pleosporales; Pleosporaceae
Exons: 1
Coding region: 1-876 (291 amino acids)
Molecular function (GO): oxidoreductase activity
Source: RefSeq, a predicted model, not a curated record
AUGUCGUCGCCUUUAACGAUAGUUGUCACCGGCUCAAAUCGUGGGAUCGGACAAGGCAUCGUCCAUCUCCUCGCCAGCACACAGCACCCACAACCCCUACACAUCUACGCCACUUCUCGUGGUGGCAUAGAUCUGAAAGCCCAAGUUCAACCUCCAAACGAAAUCAAAUAUGCAAAAUUGGACGUCUCAGACAAAUCAUCCAUAACGUCCUUUCUCAAAUUAGCGCUUCACAACAACGGCAAAAUCGAUGUCUUGAUUAACAAUGCCGGGAUAAACAACAACAGCAACGAGACACCAGAAUCUGCAGAGCAAACAGUCAACGUCAACUACCAUGGUACCAAGCAAGUGUGCCAGCUAUUCCUCGAACAAGGCAAGAUGAAGAGCACACCAGGUGCGCGCAUCGUGAACGUGUCCAGCACGGCCUCUGUCCUGUCAAACUACCCGCCAGCAACACAGUCUCGCUUUCGUUCCGUAACUUCCAUCCCAGAUAUUGAUACACUUGCACAAGAAUACAUCAAAUCUGUUCAAUCCCAGAAUCAGGAAUCUGCUGGCUUCGGCGCACCACCAAAAUCUUACCAAGUCAGCAAAGCGCUUAUGAAUGCUCUCACGGUGGUUCUUGCUAAGGAAAACGAGAAUGUGGCGAUUAAUUGCUGCUGCCCGGGAUGGGUGGAUAGUGAUAUGGGCAAUCAGAUUGGAAGGCCACCUAAAACUUUGGAGGAGGGUGCAAGGAUACCGGUACGGUUAGGCAUAGGACAGUUGGGUCAUAAAGGGAAUUUAGAUGGUGGGUUGGGGGAGGAGACAGAGCGAGUUAGUGGUCGGUAUUUUGGGAACGAUGGGGUUACGGAUCGGGGAUGGGGAAAGGCGAGGGAUUGGUAG